AUGCGGCCCACCACUGCGCUCAUGAUCGCUCGUAAAGGGAGUUUUUCAGUGUUGACAAACGGAGGAUCCAAACUUGUCUGGAAGGCCUAUGCUAUUGCGCUACAAGCCCACAUGACAACACAAGAUGACCUCGACAACUCUUCCAAAGCCAUCUUUGUAGCUUCCCCGGGUCUGUUUGACAUACCUGCCGGCGAGUUUGCCCCUCAAGAGAUCACCAACAAUCACAUUUUUCUCCGAACCGACGUUUUACAGGACACUCGGUCCCCAUUUUACACGUCUGAUGGCGAUAGUUACUUCGAUUCCCGCCGCAAGUACCUGCAGAGUAUCCACGAAGAUGCCGCGACUCUUUCGGAUGUCAGUGGCUCCAUCUCGAAGCUCCGGUCCGAGGUCCAGCAGGCACAGGACAGAAGUGCAGAAGCGUAUUUGAGGGAUCUUGAUCUAUACCACAAAAGUGCAGCUGUGGCGGGUUCGGGACUGACCAACUUCGAGGCCUGGGGCGAAAAGUUCGGCGUCUACUAUGCAUGGGCAAAGAGCGAACAGACGCGGCUCGAAUAUGACCACACACUCGCCGCCACUAAAACAUCCAGCAGUGUUGGCCUGGCAUUGGCAGCAUUCGAUCUGGCACAGGACACCUCGGCAUUGAGACUCGGGAGUAAUAUGCCAUGUUCGAAUAUGGACAUACCAUCUUCAGUGGGAUAUAGGCGGGCUCCCCUCGUGAUCACUCCCGAUCAGACCUUUUAUAGGCCCUUGUACUCGAUCAGCGGUGUCGACCGGAGGGUUGACUCCUGGGUUGACGCCAAAGAUGGGGGCAGCGAAGAGGUUCGCUUAGAUCUCGACGUUGCAGGUGCCGCGACGGCUUCUUGGGCCAGCCUCGGGUUCCCCAACCUGGAUAACGAUCCUCUCUAUGAGACCAAUCCGGUCAACGCCGCAACUUCCGAUGUGAAACUCUCGCUCGAGGCUGGAGGUUUGCAGGCAUUCGACAUUGAUCGGGGGUUUUGGGAUGUCAGUGCUGCCGCCCGAUCUCAGCUGGGAUCGAUUGCUGGUACUGAGCCGCGUUCCAGCAGACAGAUGAAGAUCACGAGAAUCUUGUUGGGAUACAGAGUAAGGAUUAAAAUGGCAGCCGCGGAUGACAAGCACCAGCUUCCCGACGCUUUGCUCGGCGUUGGCGGAGGAGAAAAGGACCUCUUGGGAAUGCCCGCUAGCAAAUGCACCUUGGACCAUGAUGGACAAAUUGUAGUCGCCAGCGCCCCCAGUGGAUUCCCUACUGUGCUCGCCGUGCUGGGGAGGGAAAUUUAA
This is a messenger RNA of Ilyonectria robusta, 1296 nucleotides long. RefSeq lists its product as uncharacterized. The record is from RefSeq and is a predicted model, not a curated record. Bases 1 to 1296 code for a protein of 431 amino acids. The transcript has 5 exons. NCBI's taxonomy places the organism in Eukaryota, Fungi, Ascomycota, Sordariomycetes, Hypocreales, Nectriaceae.